Messenger RNA from Meloidogyne enterolobii, 940 nucleotides. Lineage: Eukaryota; Metazoa; Nematoda; Chromadorea; Rhabditida; Meloidogynidae. The record is from the annotation of a GenBank genome assembly.
AUGCUUCCUUUAAUUAAUAUUCUUCAAUAUUUUAUUCUUUUAUUUAUUUUGGACAUUUCAAGUGCCUUUCGUGAAUUCUCUGUACCAUUGGAAUAUGCAAUAGAAGAUAUUUACUUGCAACUUGGCCAAAUCCGCAUAAAACCUUUUGUUGGAAGUCACAACAUUGAAAAUAUUCUUCCUGCAACAGCAGAAUUUAUUGCAACGUCAACAGAAGUAAUUACUCAAUGGAAAAAAGAUUUGGAAACAAAUCCUUCAAAUAAAGAAUAUAAAAUGAAAAGUGGACAAAUAUUUAGCAGUAAUUCUGUUGAGGGCUAUAUCCAAUCAAAAUAUGUUCAUUUAUUGGUUAUUACUGCUGAUUUGGACAAUCAACGUAUCCAUUCCUUGACGCAUUCUCCAGCGCCUCUAAGCGUAAUAAACAAUUCUACCAAUAUACAAAUAAAUGAAAAAUCGCCUUCUCCAUUAAUUCUUAUUAGAGUUCAAGGAAUUGUUGAUCUUCCAGGUCCUGAUACCGCAACAUAUUUGCGUAGAGUAGAAGAAGAAAAACGUGCUCGUCAACAGGGUGCUACACAAGACAAUCGAAGCUUUCUUCAAAAAUAUUGGAUAUAUUUUGUUCCAGUAAUUGCUUUUAUGGUUUGUAUUUGCUGUAUUAUUUUAGCUGUAUUAUUAUUAAUUUGGCUUAUAAAUCAAAUUAAUGAGGAUAUGAUAGAACACGCUUUUAUGUAUGAAAAUUAAUGAAGAGGAAAAUUUUUGAGAUUUUUUUUUGACUUUUGACUUGAUUUUUUUGAAGAAACCCAGACUUUACCCAGACUUUUUUUUUAAUUUUUUUAAACGUAUAAAGUUGCUCGGUCGGACAAUCUAUAAGCUAUUUUAUAGUGAAUGUCCGCAAAAGUUGUCCGCAAAAAAAUAUUUUUGCGGACAAAUUGGGAGUCAACGUUGCUUG